GCCUUAGACCCCCGACCAGGUCCCUCCCCUCCUCUCCUCCCCUCCCGUCCCCCUCCCCCCUCUCCCCACCCGGCCAGGAGCCGCCAUGAAGCGGCAGAACGCCCGAACUUUGGCCCUGAUCGUCAGCAUCCUGACCUACCUGGUGGUGGGGGCGGCCGUCUUCCAGACGCUGGAGUCCAAGGAGGAGAGGAGCCACAAGAGGCGGCUGGAGGGACGGCGGCACGAGCUGAUGCGCAAGUACAACCUGAGCAGGGUCCACUUUGAGGAGCUGGAGCACGUGGUCCUGCACCUGAAAGCCCACAAGGCCGGGGUCCAGUGGAGGUUUGCCGGCUCCUUCUACUUUGCCAUCACUGUGAUCACCACCAUAGGUUACGGCCACGCCGCCCCCAGCACCGACUCAGGGAAAGUCUUCUGCAUGUUCUACGCCCUCCUGGGCAUCCCGCUCACCUUGGUCAUGUUCCAGAGUCUGGGCGAGCGCAUCAACACGCUGGUCCGCUACCUGCUGCACCAAGCCAAGAAGUGCCUGGCCAUGCGUCACACCGAGGUCUCCAUGGCCAACAUGGUCACGGUGGGCUUCUUCUCCUGCCUGAGCACGCUGUGCGUGGGGGCGCUGGCCUUCUCCCACAGCGAGGGCUGGAGCUUCCUGCACGCCUUCUACUACUGCUUCAUCACGCUCACCACCAUCGGCUUCGGCGACUACGUGGCCCUGCAGAGGGACAACGCUUUGCAGAACGACCCCCGCUACGUGGCCUUCUGCUUCAUCUACAUCCUGACCGGCCUGACGGUGAUCGGCGCCUUCCUCAAUUUGGUGGUGCUUCGCUUCCUGACCAUGAAUGCCGAGGAUGAGAGGAGGGACGCCCGGCACAGGGCGCUGCAGAGCCGCGCCGCCAAGCCCAGGGGGGAGGUGGCCUGCCUGGUGCCGAUCUCGUCGACGCCCUCCACGCCCGGGACCAACGCGGCGCCCAAGACCAAAGACGGCGUCUACACAGAGGUGCUGCACUUCCAGACCUUCUGCUCGUGCUUGUGGUACCGCAGCAAGGACAAGCUGCAAGGCUCCGCCUCCAUCCCCCAGGAGCUGGCCUUCUCCGAUGUCUACUUGCCACAGGACGGCCCCCGCAACACCGAGACCACGUCCACGGGAUGCGUGUGUACUCCGCGGCGGCGCUCUGGCAAGAGGUCCAUUGGGAGGGGCCUCAACAUUCUCGCUCCGCUCCGAAUGUUCAUGAGACGCAGCUCAGUGUAGCCUACGGACAUGUCAGACUUGUUCAAAGAAUUCCCACUUUGUGGUGCUAAAAAAGCAAAACAUCCUAGUGAUGGACCUUCAACUUGUUUAACUACAGGUUUUCGUCAGGGGUGGAGACUGGCCGAAUCUCGGUCGGUCUCAAGAGUCUGGCAAAUGUUAGGGUUUUGUUUUGCAAGCAAACCUCCCUGCUUCAAGGCAGGAUGCUGCUUUGUUCUCUGAUUGGCUGCAGUAAAACAAGGACUGUCUUUAUUCCAGUACUGUAGCAGUAAAUACAUAGAAAUACUUCGAAUGCCAGGGUACACAUGUUUGUGAAGUCCAUC
Molecule: messenger RNA, 1563 nt
Organism: Nerophis lumbriciformis (worm pipefish)
Lineage: Eukaryota; Metazoa; Chordata; Actinopteri; Syngnathiformes; Syngnathidae
Gene: kcnk3b
Product: potassium channel, subfamily K, member 3b
Biological process (GO): stabilization of membrane potential; potassium ion transmembrane transport
Cellular component (GO): plasma membrane
Molecular function (GO): outward rectifier potassium channel activity; open rectifier potassium channel activity; potassium ion leak channel activity
Source: RefSeq, a predicted model, not a curated record